Juglans regia (Persian walnut) is the source of this 1271-nucleotide messenger RNA. RefSeq names its product transducin beta-like protein 3. The transcript has 5 exons. Gene Ontology annotation, biological process: endonucleolytic cleavage in 5'-ETS of tricistronic rRNA transcript (SSU-rRNA, 5.8S rRNA, LSU-rRNA); endonucleolytic cleavage to generate mature 5'-end of SSU-rRNA from (SSU-rRNA, 5.8S rRNA, LSU-rRNA). The record is from RefSeq and is a predicted model, not a curated record. Gene Ontology annotation, cellular component: nucleolus; 90S preribosome. NCBI's taxonomy places the organism in Eukaryota, Viridiplantae, Streptophyta, Magnoliopsida, Fagales, Juglandaceae. The coding region runs from base 78 to 1256 and encodes 392 amino acids. Gene Ontology annotation, molecular function: protein binding; U3 snoRNA binding.
ACAAAAGAGCAUGUGGUUCACCCUUAAAACCCUAACUUUCCCGCCCCUAAACCCUAGUUGCCCUCCUCCUCUCUCUCAUGGCUACCGUACCGUUGAAGAAGAACUACCGCUGCGUGCCCUCGCUUCAGCAGUUCUACACGGGCGGACCCUUCGCCGUCUCUUCGGACGGCUCAUUCAUCGCGUGCGCAUGCGACGAAUCCAUCAGGAUCGUUGAUUCUUCCAACGCCUCGGUAAGGUCCACGAUAGACACGGACUCGGAGGCCCCCACAGCCUUGGCGCUUAGCCCCAAUGACAAGUUGCUCUUCUCCGCCGGCCACAGUCGCCAGAUUAGGGUCUGGGAUUUGUCCACCCUCAAGUGCGUGCGGUCUUGGAAGGGCCAUGAAGGUCCUGUGAUGGGUAUGGCUUGCCACAUGUCCGGAGGAUUACUUGCAACUGCUGGAGCUGAUGGAAAAGUCCUUGUUUGGGACGUCGAUGGUGGCUUUUGCACUCAUUACUUCAAGGGCCAUACAGGGGUUGUUUCUAGUAUUAUGUUUCAUCCUGAUACGAAUAGAACACUUCUUUUCUCUGGAAGUGCGGAUGCAACAGUACGGGUCUGGGAUCUUUUAGCUAAGAAGUGUGUUGCAACAUUUAAAAAACAUGAGUCAGCAGUAACUUCUAUUGCUGUAUCUGAAGAUGGAAGGAUCUUGCUCACUGCUGGAAGAGAUAAGGUUGUGCACUUGUGGGACCUUCAUGGCUAUGGUUUCAUAAGGACCGUUCUAACAUAUGAGGUACUCGAAGCAGUGUGUGUGAUUCGUUCUGGGAGCCUCUUUGCUUCAUUCCUGGCUUCAUUCUAUAAGCAAAGCGAGAAGAGAAAAAGUGUGUCAUCGGCAAUUCAUUUUGUCACAGUUGGUGAACGUGGGAUUGUAAGAAUAUGGAACUCUGAAAGUGCGGCUUGCUUGUUUGAGCAAAAGUCAUCUGAUAUCACUGCCAGCUCAGACAUGGAUAGGGGCUUCACAUCUGCAGUAAUGCUGCCUGUAGAUCAAGGAUUGGUUUGUGUGACUGCUGAUCAACAGUUUCUUUUCUUUGCCCCUGUAGAACACACAGAAGGGAUGUUUAAAUUAGCAUUAAGCAGAAGACUUGUUGGAUACAAUGAAGAUAUUGUGGAUAUGAGGUUUGUAGGUGAAGAGGAAAAAUUCCUUGCUGUUGCCACAAAUAUUGAACAGGUAAUUUGCAAGAAUCCUAAAACUUCUGGUGAUGAAUAUCAUUCAGCCUCCUAGGGGAUGUUUAUAUGU